AAGAAAUGGAGGUGGAUUGGCUGGCCAUAGUCUGAGGAAACCAUCAAGUGACAUCACUAGACAAGCCAUUGAUCGAGUGGAACCCGAAAGGGAAGCGGCGAGUUGGUCGUCCGAAGGUGGGGUGACUUGGAGGAGGUCAUGUGAAGAGGAGAUGAAGGUAUGUGGGCAGACUUGGAGGGAGGUGAAAAAGUUGGCAGAAUACCGAAGGCAAUGGAGACUUGGGCAGCUGAAGCCCUAUGUUCCUCUAGGAAUUAAAGGAUAUAGUAAAUAAUAAUGAUAAAUCUACUUAUUUCGUUGUCUUUAUUUCAGUUGGUAUUCCUCUGUGUGUAUGUAUGUAUGUAUGUGUGUGCGUGCGUGCGUGCGUGUGUGUGGUCAUCAAUCACACUGUUUGUCAUGCGUCUCAGUCUUGGUUUUUUAUUCCGUUUUUUGUUCUUUUGUACACACGAUAGACUCGCCUUCACUUUAAGCAUUUAGUGCUGAACAUAAAUAAAGCAUUUCCAAUCAAAUCAGUUCAAUCUGCAGGUAACAAUAACAAUUAUAAUAAUAGUAAAAAUAAUAAUGAUUUAAAACGUCAUAUAUCUCCAACAUCAUCUAGUCGACCGGAACCACCGACAAAAAUGCAUACACCAUGGCAGUCACAAUAUAAACCUUCAGUAAUGCCUACUGAAACUACUGUACAGAAAUCAGCAUCCUCCUCCUCAACAUCAUCAUCGUGUGUUGUAGCACCAAUGGAACGAAUUCAAUCGGCUAGACCUCAACAAUUUUUAAUUGAACAUUCUGUUGUCACUGCAGCAACUACCAGUAGCAAUGGUAAUGCUGCUGAAGACAGUCCGUCAAGUGUUGUUAUCACCAGUAGUAAAAAUGGUAUCAAUCAUCACUACCAUCCGUCUACCUCAAAAUCAAUUCUUGAAGAAAUACGUAUUAUGGAUGAGCUACCGACACCAUUUCCUGCUUAUGUUGCUUCAGCACCGACAGCUACACCGGCGCUUAAACCUCCCGGUUUAAAUUAUAAUCUAAAUAAUCAUAAUAAUCAUAAUAAUAAUAUUGGUAUUUCAUCAUCUAUGAUACCGAAAAGCAUUGAAACUGUGAUUCAACAAGCUCAUGUCCCAUCAGCAUCAUCCGUAUCAAAUGAUGCCAUCAUUUCACAUACAAGACAUCGACAUUAUUCAUCGAAUAAUUCAUCAAGUUUUUCAUCUGCUUCAACAUCUCCACGUAGUUCAUGUUCAUCGAGUCAGCUGAAUUUACUUGAUCCUGCUGUAUCAACUGAUCCCACCACCUCAGAAAGUCAUCAAACUACAGUAUUAUCGAAUACUAAUCCAUCAUCAUCAUUAUCGCCACGGUCAUCAGGAUCAGUAGUAUCCUCCUCUUUAUCUCCGUCGUCAGCCUCAGAGUCGUCGACAUCCGCGCCGUCAACAUCAGCAACAUCUUCAUCAGCCUCGUCUGCGUCUACGCAUUCUUCGGUUGGUCCAUCCACUGCAAAUAUCCCAUGUAAUGAUGAUCAAAAUGAUGAUGGUGAUGACGAAGUUUUUGUAACGAAGGAUAAAGAAGGCGGUGUUACUGAUGAUCUUGUUCAUGAAACUUCGGCUGAUAAAGAUUUAUCACCACCAAUAUCACCAUGUGUUAGUGAGCCCUCACAAACACAAAGUCAAGGUGUUGUUGAUAAAGAUGCCAAUCAUGACAAUAACCACGCAGAUUGUUUAGCAAUUACUGAGCCUACGAUAAUUCAAGAUCCAUUAGAGGCACAAUUUCUACCAAUUGAUUCUGAGUCACAUAUUUUAGGCAGUCAUUUAAUUCAAGUGAGUCAUCUUAAUAUCAGUUCACAGAAUGUUAAUCAAUCUAUCCAAUUGAAUACACCAUAUGGUGAUGGUGAUGCUCUGACUACUGAUAAUACUACAAGUAGUGUUAGUCCUAACUCUAAUGGUGAUGAUAAUUUUAAGCAGAACAAAAACAUGAACGAUAGAAUUCAAUCAGUUGAGGCAGAAAAAUCUCUACAUGAUCAACAGCCUACUGAAACCGAGGAUGAGGAUGAUGACGGUGAUGGCGAUGAUGACGAUUUGAAUGACAUUGUCCAUUAUCAGUCAGAACGUUUAUCACCAGUGUCGUUUGAUCGUGGUACAGUGACUACAAUCGAUUCACAUCUUUCUAGUAUUAUGGCACAAGAUGAAUAUGAUAAUCAACGUGAAAAUAGUAUGAUUACUAAUCAUAAUCAUAGUAUUAGUACUACUACUAAUACAGAUAGAGAUUCAAGUUGUUACUCUAAACACACUGGUGAUGAUGUUGGCUCAGUCGAAUUCCCGAAAUCUCCACCACACGCUUGUCUUGAUAUACAAAGUGAUAAUCCAGAAGAUUGGGAUUUAGAUGUAGCUGAUCGGGAACUGUUGGCUGCCGACGGUCUCCUCUAUUUGGAUCGUAGUCAUCCGGUAAGUAUACAACAGUGUGUAUCAUUUAUUGGUCCUGUGUCAUAA
Molecule: messenger RNA, 2465 nt
Organism: Trichobilharzia regenti
Lineage: Eukaryota; Metazoa; Platyhelminthes; Trematoda; Strigeidida; Schistosomatidae
Source: the annotation of a GenBank genome assembly